AUGCCUGUCGACUACAGCAAGUGGGAUGCCCUCGAGCUCAGCGACGACUCGGACGUCGAAGUCCACCCCAACGUCGACAAACGCUCCUUCAUCCGCGCCAAGCAGAACCAGAUCCACGCCGAGCGCGCCCAGCGUAAGCAGCAUAUCGAGACCCUCAAGUACGAGCGCCAGAUCAACGAUGGGCUCAUCAAGCGGAUAUCCUCCCUCCUGACCGCCCUCAAGGCCCACGCCGACGAGGCCGAGUCGCGGAACCCGGCCGAGGUCGCCUUCCAGGCUGUCAUGGAGUCCGCACCCAGCAGCCCCGAGGAGGAUAAGCCGCCGGCCCGGCCUGAGGGCGUGCACUCCGAGGUCGAGAACCCGCCCACCUACACCAAGAUGAUGGCCACGCUGCUGGACCAGGUCAACAAGGCGCUGGACGAGAAGAAGCCCGCCAGCCGGUACCAGGGCAUGCUGGAGGAGAUCGCCGGCCACCUGAAGAAGGUCGAGGACCUCCAGAAGGAGCUUCACAAGAAGCUGGACGAGCUGGAGAACGCCGACAAGGGCAAGAUCACGAGCGACAGCUACAAGACGGGCUUUGACAGUUCACAUGUCGCAAAGUCGACACCGGCAGAGGCAGGGACAAAGAAGGAGGAGAGCAAGGUCGAGCUGCUGAACCCUAGCUUCGAUGUCAACAACCCGGAGUCACUCAGACAAACGGACCCAGAUGACGAUUCCGAGGUCCAGGCAUCUCCGGAUGCGCAGAAGUUCGCCAAGAUCAAGUCGACAGAAUACAGAGACAGUAAUAACUUCAUCUCGUCGCACCCCAACAUCAUAUCCGAGAAGGAACAGGAUGGAAUUCUUAUGAUGGCGUUCGACGCACAGCUCGAAGGCAAGGAAGACCUCGCACGGAACUGCGUUCACCAGGCUCUACUACUACAGUACUGCCGCGCCCUCGGCAAGGACGGCGUGGCCCUGUUCUUCAAGCGCAUCACGACCAAGGGCCACAACGCCCAGGGUGUGUUCUACAAGGACGUCCAGGACACCUACGCACGCAUCAAGGGCCGCUGCAAGGAGAUCAAUGCGGAGCGGGCUGCCGACGCGGCAAACGGGGGCCAGGGCGUCGAGCAGAUCCAGCUCCACGCCGUGGAGCCGGGCACGGUCAUCAACAUCAAGAUCCCGCCGGCCAACAGCGAGGACGAGGCGGAGAAGCACGGCCGCCAGAUCUUCGAGGGCUUCAAGCCCGACAUGCGCAAGGCGCUCGAGACGGGCAGCCUGGACAAGGUCAACGAGGUGCUGGGCAAGAUGAAGGUCGACGAGGCCGAGGAGCUCGUUGGCUUGUUAAGUGAGGCCAACAUCCUCAGUCUCGAGGAGCAGAUCAUCGAUGCGACCACCGAAGAGGGCAAGAAGCACCUCCAGGAUAUGGAGGAGCAGGCGGCAAUGGAGUCGUACACCGAUGACCCGGAGUAG
Molecule: messenger RNA, 1446 nt
Organism: Neoarthrinium moseri
Lineage: Eukaryota; Fungi; Ascomycota; Sordariomycetes; Amphisphaeriales; Apiosporaceae
Exons: 3
Coding region: 1-1446 (481 amino acids)
Biological process (GO): protein folding; protein stabilization
Cellular component (GO): cytoplasm
Molecular function (GO): heat shock protein binding; protein-folding chaperone binding; protein kinase binding
Source: RefSeq, a predicted model, not a curated record